Messenger RNA from Polypterus senegalus (gray bichir), 2241 nucleotides. Its product is annotated as C-C chemokine receptor type 4-like. Bases 267 to 1346 code for a protein of 359 amino acids. Gene Ontology annotation, cellular component: membrane. Gene Ontology annotation, biological process: chemotaxis; G protein-coupled receptor signaling pathway; immune response. NCBI's taxonomy places the organism in Eukaryota, Metazoa, Chordata, Cladistia, Polypteriformes, Polypteridae. The transcript is spliced from 3 exons. The record is from RefSeq and is a predicted model, not a curated record. Gene Ontology annotation, molecular function: chemokine receptor activity.
GCGAUUUAGACGGGCGAGCGGCGCGACGGGCAGCACAACUCGCUGAUCGAGGCAGAGGCAGGACCUGCGGGCUGCGGUUCAAGGGUGCGAGAAAGACAGGCCAGGUCAUCACCAAAGUCUAGAACAUUCAGCUGUGUCCAGGGUGUCCACUGGAUCCCAUUUUACUUCUACACUGUGGAUGUCUUCUUGACCCAGUCCCAUCACCAGCAAGAAGGGUAACAGCAAACAGCCUCCUGUCCACAUCCGCGAGCAAGACACACUGUAAGAUGGAGGCACUGAAUGAGAACAACACCACCAACGUUGCUGUAGAAUCACAAAGUGCCACCGUGUUGAACGAGCUCACUACCACAUUUGAUUACGGCUCAAUCCCAAAUGCUGAACCCUGUGACAGUAUCGACUUUGGCAAGGUGUUUCUCCCAGUAAUCUAUUCCUUGCUUUUCAUUGCCGGGCUUCUGGGAAAUAGCCUUGUGCUCUACGUUGUGGCAAGAUGUGUAAAACUGAAGAGCAUGACUGAUAUUUGCCUGCUGAAUUUGGCGAUUUCCGACCUGCUGUUUGUUUUUUCACUUCCACUCCAGGCGUAUUACUCAGCGGAUAGGUGGAUUUUUGGAGAUGAACUCUGUAAAAUGACCAUGGGAGCUUAUUAUAUCGGCUUCUUUGCAGGAAUCUUCUUCAUAACGCUGAUGAGUAUAGACAGAUACCUGGCGAUAGUCCACGCUGUGUAUGCCAUCAAGGCCAGAACCUCCUUCUACGGCUCCAUUGCCAGUGCCGUGGUUUGGGUGUCAGCUCUGCUGGCUUCUUUUCCUGAGAUCAUAUACAACAGGCUGAACAAGGAGGAAAGUACGUGUAGGCCUAUGUAUUCAGAUAAUGAAACAAGCCACCACCUAGCGAUACUUCACAACUUGAAGCUCAACAUUUUAGGACUUCUCAUCCCGUCGUUUAUAAUGGUUUACUGCUAUUUUCGAAUCAUAUACCGUUUAUCGCAAUGCCGGACAGUCAAAAAGCAAACAAUCAAGCUGGUAUAUUUUAUCGUGGCGGCAUUCUUCAUCUUUUGGACUCCAUACAAUAUCGUAUCCUUUUUUGAUGUUUUACGAAAGCUUGGGGUUUUCGAUGACUGCGAGUCAAGUAAUAAAAUAGAUCUCCUUCUUCAAAUAACAGAGGCCUUUGCAUACGUCCACAGCUGCCUAAAUCCAUACAUCUAUGUUUUUGUUGGGGAAAAAUUUAGGAGGCAUUUGCUACACAACUUACCUUUAUCAUACUGCAAGGUAAUGAAAAGGCGCCUGACAUUAACUACCGUUUCCACUUAUGAACAGUCGAGCAGCUUCGCCGAAAGAAGCUCAGGGCUGUAAAGAUGCAGAUAAACAACAUGGAGUCAGAGAAGUGCUGUGGACGCUUGUAUCUGCAAAACACGAGGGGAGAAAUAGGUAAAGGUUGAAUUUCACUUUGAAAGAGUUACAAAUACCACAUACCGGCAGCUUGGCUCAAAUUUUAUUUAGUCGAUUUCCAGGACCAUCUUAAGUGAAUGCAAAAAAAAAUAAAAUAAAAUCUGAUGUCUCCAGAAAGCAAAACUGUUCUAUUUUAUUAUGGAGAAUAUAAUGAAAGAAUCAUAUCUUGAUGAAAAAAAUAUAUCAAUAUUCUCCUUCCCCAGUUGUGCUGUAGUUAUGCUAGGAAAGCUAGCAAAGGUUAUUUAAAUAGUAACCGGGAGAAUAAGGCGAAGUCAAAACUGAAAUAAUUAUCUGAAAACCGUGAAAUCAACCAUAAUGGACAAAUCAUGAAACAAAGUCAAAAACCCGAGUCAAAAUUAAAAAACAAAAACGCAAAAGGACUUAAAAGGUGAUUUGAAAUCCGCAAACUAGGACAAGUAAGUGCUUCCAGAUACGGCCAUUUAACCUGUCGUGUCAUUAGUUGGAGGUCUACCCUAAUAAUGACGAAGUCAAAAUGGUGGCGAUUGUGAACAAACAAAAAUGGCUGCAAUAAUGACCCAAAAUAAUAAACAAAAAAUAAAAGUAAGCUUUCAUUCGAAAAUGGAUGUCAGAUUCAGAUUUCAGGACUCAAGAAACCCCCCAAAAUGAGCGGUAGGCCUUGUAUAAAAGAUAAAGAAUAACGUGCAAAAAUGUAAAUAACAAACUCAUUCAUGACAGUUGGGACACAAAUACGAGGUUUGAUCCAAAAAAUACAGUGAAUGUUUUAAAAAAAGAAAACGGUUAUUGCAGUAAAAGAUUUAUAACUACUAGUCCCCCUCAA